This is a messenger RNA of Serpula lacrymans var. lacrymans S7.9, 801 nucleotides long. RefSeq lists its product as uncharacterized. Gene Ontology annotation, molecular function: oxidoreductase activity, acting on the CH-OH group of donors, NAD or NADP as acceptor. NCBI's taxonomy places the organism in Eukaryota, Fungi, Basidiomycota, Agaricomycetes, Boletales, Serpulaceae. The transcript is spliced from 5 exons. The coding region runs from base 1 to 801 and encodes 266 amino acids. The record is from RefSeq and is a predicted model, not a curated record.
AUGGAUCCCUCUCCCCAUGUUCCUUCUCCAAACCUCUUCUCUCUCGCAUCCCACAACGUCCUCAUCACUGGUGCCACGAGGGGCAUAGGCGCUGCUUGCGCACUUGCUCUUGCCCAGGCUGGAGCAUCCAUCUGUCUCGUCCAGCGAGAACCCCAGUCUGGAGAAACCCCUAACCUCGACACCUUCAAUGCCAUCCGUGCCCUGGGGGCCACCGCGCACGUCGUCUAUUGCGAUCUGGGAGAUUUGCAGGCAGUCCGGGAACUUUUUCCAAAGGCACUUGAUGCGAUGGGCGGUAAUAUCCACGUCCUUGUCAACUGUGCUGGUAUACAACGGAGAUCCCCGAGCGUUGAUUUCCGCGAGAAGGAUUGGGAUGAUGUUCUCGAUGUCAACCUCAAAUCGGUCUGGCUGCUAUCCCAAGCAGCUGGCCAGCACAUGGUCCCUCUCCGCAGGGGAAAAAUCAUCAAUUUCUGUUCUCUUCUUACCUUUCAGGGUGGUCUAACCGUACCAGCAUAUGCUGCUGCAAAGGGUGCCGUCGGUCAGCUCACAAAAGCUCUUAGCAACGAAUGGAGCCAGCACAAUAUUCAGGUUAAUGGCAUCUGUCCAGGAUAUAUUGCCACUGAUAUGAACGAGAGAUUGCUCGCAGAUCCGGUCCGCCUUAAACAGAUCUCGGAACGUAUUCCCGCAGGGAGAUGGGGCAACCCUCAGGACUUCGCCGGACCAGUUGUAUUUCUAGCAAGUUCAGCUAGUCAAUACGUAUGUGGUGAACUCCUUGUGGUUGAUGGGGGCUGGAUGGGCCGGUGA